AUGGCCUUCAAUCAGCAGUCUGCCCCGUUGCCUCUGCGCCCGUUGCCUCUGCGCCCAUUGGGCCUGCCGCCCCGCCCGCGCAAGCGCCCGGCCCCUGAGCUUCCUGUGCAGGAGGAGGACCCACCAGAGGUGGCCCCGGCGGAGCUGGAUGAUACGUGGCAGUCGCUGGAGGUGCUGGACGUGGAGAUGGCGUCCCAGCUGGAACUCGGCACUGGUGGUAUCAGCAGCGACAAGGUGGUCUUGGGCACCGACUGCUCGGGGCUGGACACGUUCAAGGUCGCUUUGGACGCUGUUCUGGUCAAAGGCGGGAAGGAUGUCGUGCACGCGUUCGCGUCCGACAACCGGCUGUGGGCACGCAAGUUCAUCAAGAAGCACAACCCGGGCUUGUGCAUCGUGUGCAGCGACAUCACCAAGCGCCCCAACAAGCAAACGCCCUACGUGGACAUUUACUGCGCCUCGCUUCCGAACAAUGGCCAGUACACGGCACAGGAGCUGUCCGACGGCGUGGAUAACCCCCACGACAAGGAUAUCGUCACGAUGCACGUUCUCAACUACAUCAAGGAGAAGAGGCCCAAGGCAUUCCUGCUCGAGUCCAGGGCCCACCUCUACAGCGCGAGCAUGAAGCCAGAGAUGGCGGCGGUGCACGGCUACCUGCAGAAGAAGCUCACGACCGAGAGCGGCGACCCGAGCUACUACGUCUGGAGCGACCCGAUGGACGCGCGUUGCGAUGGUGGCCUGCCUCAGGCGUCGCAAAGGUUGUUCUUCGUUGGCAUCCUCAAGACGGCAGUGGAUCCCAGGGCCGUUUCCAACCCGUUGACCCUCUCUCAGAUGGAGGAGAAGAGCCUCGCGGACGUGCUGGACCCAUACGUCGCGCCACUCUCCAGGCCCGACUUCGACGAGCCGCCAGGCCUGAGUCCGGCCCAGCUCCGCAAUUACAAGAAGGUCAAGGACUGGCUCGAGCCCGCCAUAGACGUGAAGAUGCCGAACCCCCCCGGCAAUCAGAUCAUCAUCUCGGACUUGAGCGUCGGUCCGACGAGGGACCCCGACACUUUGCGAGGAUGCUCGAUCGGCCUGACGCCCAGCCGCCCGAACGGCUACUUCAUCUGGGGGAGGCAGCGGUUCAUGACGACUACUGAGAUGGAGUCGCUGCAGGCCAUUCCGAACGACCACUUCAAGCACGACGGCAUCAUCAGCGAGAACCAGUACAAGAAGCUCGUCGCUGAGGCGCCGCCUGCCCCGAUAGUCGGCCGCGUCUUGCGCAAGAUUUUGCUACAGGUGAAGCUCCCUCCGGCUAUCGUGGAGCCCGACCCUUGGUGCCCUUCUUCGGGCUGGGCGAAGGCGAAGGCUUAUCCUCCUGUGUUUCCCUACUUCGACUGA
Prorocentrum cordatum is the source of this 1377-nucleotide messenger RNA. NCBI's taxonomy places the organism in Eukaryota, Dinophyceae, Prorocentrales, Prorocentraceae. The record is from the annotation of a GenBank genome assembly.